AUGUCCAAGGACGAUCAGCAGCAGCCUGUUCAGGCAGAGACCAAUGGCAACAAGAACCCCCUCCCACUACCAGCCCCAGGCUCAGACACCGCCGCCUCCUCCAGCAGCAGCAGGGGGGAUGGCGUGACGGAGCUACGUGUUGGAGAGUCCGUCGCGCUCGACUCGAUGGGGCCCCUCGUGGUCAACAGAGAUGGAACCAUGGGCAGGAUUGGAAACUGGGCGGGCAUGACGGAGCACGAAAAGGCACAGACGUUGAGGUUGUUGGGAAAGAGGAAUAAGGAGCGGCUGGGAGUUAUUAAAGCGAAGAAGGCGGCAGAGGAGGAGCAGAAGUGA
Fusarium pseudograminearum CS3096 is the source of this 333-nucleotide messenger RNA. RefSeq lists its product as uncharacterized. The record is from RefSeq and is a predicted model, not a curated record. Lineage: Eukaryota; Fungi; Ascomycota; Sordariomycetes; Hypocreales; Nectriaceae. Bases 1 to 333 code for a protein of 110 amino acids. The transcript has a single exon.